AUGCGAUUGUCGCAUCCCUUGCACAGCAGUUUUUUACCUCCGGGGAUAUGUUACACCUGCGACGUAUGCGGUAAAACUCUCUCGACGAAGUUGACACUGAAGCGUCACAAAGAGCAGCAACAUUUUCAGCCGUUGAACAGUGCUCUCUGCAUACUGUGCAACAAAGUUUUCCGGACCUUAAAUAGCUUGAACAAUCACAAGAGCAUUUAUCAUCGUACGGGCAAUGGGAUGCAUCCACCGACGACGCCUCCCGCUGCCGUGUACCGGAUGCCACCGCCGACAGCUGGCGGUAUAAACGAGCCCCAGGAAUGUCCCUACUGCCGACGCAGUUUCUCGUGCUAUUACUCGCUAAAACGACACUUUCAGGACAAACACGAGCAAUCGAACACCCUUUACGUGUGUGAGUUUUGCAAUCGUCGUUAUCGUACGAAAAAUUCACUAACGACCCACAAGAGUCUUCAGCAUCGUGGCUCGAGCGGUAUGCUCAAGAGGCUACUGAAAACAUCGGCAAUCAAGAACGUACUGGCGCAGCAUCCUCACAUACAGCAGCAGCCGCAAUGA
Messenger RNA from Venturia canescens, 561 nucleotides. Its product is annotated as zinc finger protein 716-like. Gene Ontology annotation, molecular function: chromatin insulator sequence binding. Gene Ontology annotation, cellular component: chromosome. The record is from RefSeq and is a predicted model, not a curated record. Bases 1 to 561 code for a protein of 186 amino acids. The transcript is spliced from 2 exons. Gene Ontology annotation, biological process: regulation of transcription by RNA polymerase II. NCBI's taxonomy places the organism in Eukaryota, Metazoa, Arthropoda, Insecta, Hymenoptera, Ichneumonidae.